Molecule: messenger RNA, 309 nt
Organism: Heterotrigona itama
Lineage: Eukaryota; Metazoa; Arthropoda; Insecta; Hymenoptera; Apidae
Source: the annotation of a GenBank genome assembly
AUGAAACAAUGUGGAUCCGACAAAACGCGGCCUUCGCGACAAGAUGCAUUCGUAACCAAAAAACAACUGCAGUGCCCGGUCUGCGAGGGCACGCACGGAGUCUGGGCAUGCCAAAGGUUCAGAGAAAAGGAAGUCUCUGAGCGCGUCACCUUCGUCCAAGGGGCACCAAUUUGCAGUAACUGCCUGCGCAACGGUCACACAAUCGAGCAAUGUCAAUCAGGUUCAUGCCGAGUUUGCCACCGACGUCACACGUUGCUACACAUGUCCGGAGAAACAAUAGAAAUCAAAACCCAACCAGUCCAAGAGUGA